UGAGGUUCUGAGCGCACAGAAUGAUAUGGGUUCCUGCGGGGCAGAUACACAGCCGGUCGGGCAGUGAAAGGCACAAACUGAGGCCAAAAUAAAAAACACACACAAAAAAAAAGAGGCGCUCCGAUGACAUCACAGGUCACAUGUCCGGGUAUUACCGGAAGGAGCUGGUUGUGCUGCGCUCACUGAUUGGCGGAGGGAACCUGAGCACAAGAAUAUGGAGCAGCUCCAGCUCCCUGAGGAGAACCCGUGUAAUCCACUGAACAGGAAUCCGGCCACAGAGAGGAUCAUGGAUCUCAUUCUGGAGAUCAUUUGGCUGCUGACGGGAGAGGACUGUGUUGUUGUGAAAAAACAAGAUGGCCAUUCUGUACCCAGCAGCAGCGCCAAUGUAUCGGAAGGAUACUGCACGGUUCAGGGCCCACAUAAAGACCCUAUGCCCAGGUCUCAGCCCCCAGAGAGUAACAGUAGCAGGAGGGCCCAUCAGCCGCUGCCCUGUGAGGUUCCGGCAAGGAGCGAGGACGUUGCUAUUCGUGUCACCAUAGAGGAGAGGGAAUACAGGGAAGGGCACAAGGAGCGGCACAAAGGAAAGGCCAGGCCACGCAAGGACCGUCCCCCACUGAGUGAAUUUCCAGAGAUUUCAGAAAGAUGCCGCCUCCCUGCAUAUUCCCACAAUACACCAGAGGAGAACAGACUGAUCCCUCCGAAUUACCAGAUGGAGCCAGGAGAUGGCACGGUACCCCAGCACUGGAAGGAGGAGGAGGAGCUUCCUAAUCAGACGCCUCUGGAGCCAUUUCCAACCCAGACUGCCCCAGACAGAUGCCCAAUCCCUUCUUAUUCUCAGCACUGUGCCAGUGAAAGUGAUGGUAUCCCACUGGGCUACAAGGAGGAAGAUGAGGAAACGCCGACGGAAAUGAGCUCAGAUGAAGCCACGAGCAGCAGAAACAUUGCAGACACGGCCCACAGCCCUCCUUACUCACAGGAUUUCAUACAGGAAGAAGAGAACUCCAUUACACAGGGUCUUCAGGCGGAACAGAUAGAUGUGAUAGUACUGGAACGGUGUAAGGAGGAGGAGAUCCCUGCAGAGAUCAGCACAGGAAACCCAAUCACCUGGGAGGCCCAGUUAGACGCACGUCCCAUUUUACCAUCAAUGCCGGAUUUUGGAAACAGGAACUUUGUAACGGCCCCUCCUUUCUGCGGAGAUGGAAGAAAACCCAUGAACGUUCCGGAAAGCCACCCCGCGUUACCCGUCCCAAAGGACCCGUCGGGGUAUCAUUAUAACUGCAGGGAAUGCGGCAGAGUUUUUAGCAGUGAGUUGGAGUUUCGGUCGCACCAAAUCCUACACGCCAAUAAGGCGACGUACGGUGGCUUUGGGUACGAGGCACGGGAAGAUUUAGCCGCUCACCCAAGAGUUCAAAGGGAUGAAAGCGCAGAAACAUUACUUUAUAACUCGACCAAUCCCGAGCAGCCGCCGAAGAAGAAAAGCUACAUGUGCCUGGUGUGCGGCAAAUGCCUGAGCCAAAAGUCCGACCUGAUCAUACACCAGCGGAUUCACACCGAGGAGAAAGCGUUCGCCUGUGCGCACUGCGGCAAGUGUUUCCGGCACAAGUCCACUCUCGUCAUCCAUCAGAGGAUUCACACCGGGGAGAAACCCUUUGUGUGCUGUGACUGCGGCAAAUCCUUCAAGCAGAGCGGGCACCACUUGGCGCAUCGGCGGAUCCACACGGGAGAGCGGCCAUUUUCGUGCACGGAAUGCGGGAAGAGUUUCAAGCGCAAGUCGACUCUGCAUUCCCACCAGAGAACGCACAGAAGAAAGUGAUUGUAUUUUGGGGACGUUGCCCCUGUUUGUGGGAGGUCUCUGUUCCCAACUACUGCAAAGGCUUUGUCUUCUGUAUAAACAACCCCCCCCCAUAAAGAAAUCCACUGGCUUUUAUCAUUAUAUUAAUAAAUAUAGUAUGGAUGCACCGAAUCCAUUAUUUUGGGAUUGGGCCGAAGCCCAAAUCCUUGUGAAAGAUUCGGCAACUACCAGACUGAAUCCUAAUUUGUUUAUGCGACAAAGUUUCUUGAUUUUAGGGAUUCGGAUUUGGUUCGGCCCAGAGCGUGGAUUUGCCCAAAUCCUGCUGAAAAAGGCCAAACUGAAUUCUGGAUUUGAGGCAUCCCUAAUACAUAAAAGGUCAUGUGAUUGCGCAUCAAGAUCCACACUCAGUAGGGGUUUCCAGACGAGGGGUUGGCCCCUAGGGGGAGCCUGAUUAUUUGCCUUCAUUUGGGGCCCCUGAGGAAGAGGCUGGAAAGGCUGUAUAAUAAGAUCAAUGUGGUUGGGCGCAGGGAGGGGAAUGUGCCCAAUGUCAGUAGAGCAUCUCUUUCCAGUCCACUCCAUUAAUUACAGUCAUGUGACGUACACUCCUUGCCAAUUUUUGACUUUUUCAGCAUAUAAUUGAUCUUCAUGUCAAAAAUAUGAAUAAAUAAAGGAGAAAUAAUUUAACAAA
Messenger RNA from Xenopus tropicalis (tropical clawed frog), 2480 nucleotides. Its product is annotated as gastrula zinc finger protein XlCGF48.2. The record is from RefSeq and is a predicted model, not a curated record. Lineage: Eukaryota; Metazoa; Chordata; Amphibia; Anura; Pipidae. Bases 215 to 1813 code for a protein of 532 amino acids. Gene Ontology annotation, cellular component: nucleus. The transcript is spliced from 11 exons.